Merops nubicus (carmine bee-eater) is the source of this 2322-nucleotide messenger RNA. RefSeq names its product early endosome antigen 1-like. The annotation marks the transcript as partial. Gene Ontology annotation, cellular component: early endosome. The record is from RefSeq and is a predicted model, not a curated record. The transcript is spliced from 12 exons. Gene Ontology annotation, molecular function: 1-phosphatidylinositol binding; metal ion binding. Lineage: Eukaryota; Metazoa; Chordata; Aves; Coraciiformes; Meropidae. Gene Ontology annotation, biological process: endocytosis.
AAACUUGAAGCUGACAUUCUUGAUGCCAAAGCAAGCAAGGAACAAGCUCUUCAGGAGUUACAGGAGCAGCGACAGCAGUUUACAGAAUUAGACCUGCGAGCAGUAGAACUGAGUAAACAGCUUGAAGCAGCAAGAGAAGCGAUGUCUAAUGCUAAAUUGGAUUUGCGGAAGAAAUCUGAGGCCCUUGAACAAGCAAAACAGCAAAUUUCAGAGCAGGAGGAGGAGAAGGCCAGCCUCAAACAAAACCUUGAGAAAUCAUGUCAAGAUACAAGUAAACAACUCAAGGAAUUAAACUGUAAAAUGCAAGCAAUAUCAUCAGAAUUGCAACAAGUGAAAUUAGAGAAAGAUACUCUAUUAAAGGACCUUACAGCUACCAAAGACAAGCUCUCAAAAAGUUCUGAAUCCUUCAAAAAAAGAAAGGAGGAAUUAGAAAAGGAAAUACAAAAAGGAAAAGCAGCUGUGGCAGAAAUGGAAAAAUCUUAUCAAGAAGUAAAACACCAACUCCAGGUACAAACAGAGUCUGUAGCUGAAGAGAGGAAUGAAUUGAAAAGCUCACUGGAAAAAAAAGAGGGGAUUUCUAAGCAGUUGUCGAUAGAACUUGAUUCAGCACGAGCGCAAGUCCUGGAAAUUCAGGGUCUUCUGAAGGAGAGAGAAAAAAGCGAGCAACAUCUCCAGGGAAGGCUGAGGGAGUUAAAGGAAUCUUUUGAGCAGAAGAAAAAACACAGUGAGACGCUGCAAGUUGAAUUAAAAACUGCCCUUUUAGAAAAGGCAGAACUGGAGAAUAAACUGCAACAGCAGUCUAUUUUGUCAGCACAGGAGCUUAAAACAGAGAAAGUCAAGGUAGCAGACUUACAGAAGACCAGUGAAAAACAUAAGGAAAACUUGGAGAAGCUGCAGCUGGACCUUUAUGGGAAGGAGUCUGAGCUGCUGGCAACCAGGCAAGACCUCAAGUCCACAGAAGAAAAACUUGCUCUAGCUCAAGAAGAAUUAGUUUCCAGCAGAAAUCGAAUUGCUAGCAGUAAUCAGCAGAUUCAGGAACUGAAGAAAGCAAAGUCCACGCUGGAGCAAGAUGCAUCAAAGAAGGAGCAGCAGCUGGGUGAGAAGACCAAAAUGUUACAGGAUCUUCAGAAUGACAGGAUUUUGAAAGAGAAAGACUUGGCUAAUGAAAAAUGUAAAACAACAGAGCUCCAGGAAAUAAGGAGUAGACUUGAAAAAGAAAGUGUCAAGCUGGGCGAAGAGCUUAGAGCCUGCAAGCAAGAAUUUGAGAAGGAGGUGGCAAAUCUCAAGGAUGCAAAACAGCUAUUGAUUCAACAAAAAUUAGAGCUGCAGAACAAAAUAGAUAAUGUCAAUUCAGCUCUGGAACAGGAGAAGAAAGAGCACCAAGCUGUCAAAGAUCAGUUGAAAAAGAGGGAAGAGGAGCUGAAGAAAGAAUGUGCUGAAAUUGAGGCUAAACUGCACACAGAGAAAAAAGAGAAAGAAGAAGAAAACCGGAAACGUGAGGAAAAGGAGACCAAGCUCACCAUGCAGGUCACAGCCCUGAAUGAAAACCUGGCUACCAUGAAGAAGGAAUGGCAAAGCAGCCAGAGGCGUGUGAGUGAGCUGGAGAAACAGACGGAUGAUUUGCGGGGGGACAUUGCUGUCUUGGAAGCAACAGUGCAGAAUAACCAGGAUGAGAGACGAGCGUUGCUGGAGAGGUGUUUAAAAAGUGAGGGAGAAAUUGAAAAGCUUCAAGCCAAACUUGUAGAAAUGAAGAAAAAGCUGGACAACACUACUGCUGCAAUGCAGGAACUUGGCCGAGAAAACCAGUCAUUACAGAUCAAACACACACAAGCUCUCAACAGGAAGUGGGCAGAAGACAAUGAGGUACAGAAUUGUAUGGCCUGUGGAAAAGGCUUUUCGGUGACAGUGAGAAGGCAUCACUGUAGACAGUGUGGAAAUAUCUUCUGUGCCGAGUGCUCAGCAAAGAAUGCCUUAACUCCUUCUUCCAAGAAGCCUGUCCGAGUCUGUGAUACUUGCUUUAAUGACUUGCAAGGAUAACUGGCUAUCGUGAGUGACAAAGAAAUGUUACACUAAAAUUCAUAGUUUCUGUUGAUGCACUUCACUCGGCACUCAGACUACUAUUCAGUUUGGACAAUGAUUGUAACACUUCGCAAAAUUUAGUAUAUUUUAAAAUGUUUAUUGAUACCAAGUAAACUAUUGUAUUUUUUGUGAGACAUGGGCUCAGAUCAUCCAUAGCUUAUUGCCAUUUAUCCUGGAAAGAGCUUCUAUGUCUAGAUUAGAAACACCCAGUUAUUUGUAAAUAAAAUUUAAACAGAGGAGUAA